Messenger RNA from Canis lupus familiaris (dog), 5159 nucleotides. It is a transcript of the gene CAPS2, whose product is annotated as calcyphosine 2. The transcript is spliced from 16 exons. NCBI's taxonomy places the organism in Eukaryota, Metazoa, Chordata, Mammalia, Carnivora, Canidae. Gene Ontology annotation, molecular function: calcium ion binding. The record is from RefSeq and is a predicted model, not a curated record. The coding region runs from base 592 to 2007 and encodes 471 amino acids.
GGCGGGAGGUAGCCUGGAGGGGCCGGAGCUUUGGGAGGAGGAUCUUGCGUCCCCUGGGAACGGGCGCGGCCGGGGAGGCGCUGCGAGUGCCCUGUUGCUAGGGCCCUGUUGCUAGGCCCUGUUGCUAGGGUCCUGUUGCUAGGGCCCCGUUGCUAGGCUCUGUUGCUAGGCCCUGUUGCUAGGGUCCUGUUGCUAGUGUUCUGUUGCUAGGGCCCUGUUGCUAGUCUCUGUUGCUAGGCCCUGUUUCUGGGCCCUGUUGAUAGGGCCCUUUUGUUAGGCCCUGUUGCUAGGCCCUGUUGCUAGGCAGCCUGCCGCCGCGGGCCUGGGCCUGCUGGAGUCCGGACCGGGCCCUUCCCGCCGUGUGUGGAGCGGAGUCGGGGCUCGGGGGCGCCCGCGACUCCCUUCCCGUCCGUCCCGCCGGGGAGCUGCCUCCAGCGGCUUGCUGGGUGCGGUGCGGCGUCCCCCAAGCACGAAGCUCCGGAGAACGGCAGGGCGCUGGUCCUGGGCCUUCGCAGGUCCGUCCACGGAAAGCAGCAGCUUCGGGAGAAUGAUGGACACACGGUCACUAUGAAGAUCAAUACGUGAACUUAAAUGGAUUUAGAGGUUAAAGGGAUUGCUGCUUCUCCUACAAGUCAAGCUCAGCCAUUCUCUGGAAGAAAGAAGCUGCUGCAACAAGGACAGACUUCCAAAUCAUGGGCAAUCCAGAAUCCUCGCCUACCAGUGGUUCCACCACUUGAUUUGCAAAGCCUCAUUGACUCUGAUGAGGAGGAUGAUUUUUCACACAUCCCGCUUAGUACCGCGCAUAUUCAUUUUAACCCACCAAAUUCAUCUUCUGCUGUUAGUUGCAUCACACCAUGUCAAGUAUCACGUACUCAGCUUAAUGAAAAUGAACCGGAGCAAGACAUAACACCUGAAAACUUGCCAGCACCAACAAGCAAAUAUAAACUAAAAUAUCAGCAAUAUGAAACCGAAAUGAAAGAGGGGUAUAAACAGUAUAGCCAGAGAAAUGCAGAAAAGACUAAAUCAAAUAUUAUGCAACAGUCUCCAAAAAACAAGAUAGAUGACAAGUGUGUGCAAGGUGAAGAAGCCAUCAUAGAUACUCUCACAACUCUGGAUAGGAAAGCCCUCUUGCAGCAGGGUUAUGCAGAAAUCCCUUAUAAUGCACAAAGGAGCACGAGAAGAUCUGAUGCUGAAAUUGUGGCUGCAGAGAGGAAGAAACAGACUGUUGCAGAGCAAGUGAUGACAGACCACUUAUCUAGGGCUGUAAUCAGUGAUCCAGAACAAAACCUAACCACUGCGAGGGAAGACGGUGCUCGUGUCUUUCCAGAUUCCAGGAUAGCACCUCUUCGAUUUAGGAAAAGAACACUGCAUGAAACUAAGAUAAGAACCCAUUCCACAUUAACUGAAAAUAUGCUUUCUCAUAAAGUACAGUUUGAUGGUAGGAUCAUAUCAAGAAAUGGACGUGAUGCUUGCAGAGAGCUGAUUGGAUUCUUUUUCAUUCAUGACCAGUCCCUAACAAUUUAUGAGUAUCGGCAAUUUGGGAAAAACAGGACAAACGUGCUUCCUUUUAUUCAAAAAAACAUUUAUAGUCAUCAGUGUGGACGAAGAAAAGGGAAGCAGUACCAACUCGGUGAUUUUUAUGUCGGUGGAAACUUGACAUUUUUGAGUUCUGAUCAUCCCAGACUUCCAGAAAGCAUAAAGGAAAACAAAUUACUUAUACUUCGAAUCACUAAUAUUGAUCAGAUAGCUCUGUAUUCUCUCAAAACUGAUUCUGUGGAACAUGAAGAUGAUAUAACCAGUCAAGAAGCCAAUGAUAGGCUUGUCCUAGAGGCCGUUCAAGAUGUGCUAAAGGAACAGCUACUCAAAAGGGGUGUUCGUAUUUUGACCGGAUUGGGAAAAUACCUUAAACAAUUGGACAAGGAAGGAACUGGACUUUUGGACAAGGCAGCUGUCAAGCGAGCUCUGCAAGAGUUUCACUUGCAAGUGUCUGAAGACAGCAUGAGUUGAGUCAGGGCAGACGAAGAGGAAGACAGAAGCAGACUCUGUGCUGAGCCCUGAACCCCAGACCCUGAACCCCACCCAGGGCUCGAUUGCACAACCCUGAGAUCAUGAACUGAGCCCAGAUCUCGAUUUGGAUGCUUCACCGACGGAGCCACCAGGGGCCCCCAUGUGUCUCUUUAUGCCUCAUAAUCAGUGUUAGCCUCCAGGCUACAAGUACUGUUAACUUUAAAAUUCCAAUAUUCAUUCCUCCCUCAUAUACCUACUAAGAACCUAGUACAUAGGCACUUCCCUAAGCUCUGAGAAGGCACACUCUGUCCUCUUAAGGUCUUUAUAAUCAAAGGAAAAGAAAGAUAGGAAGAAUUUAAACACCAUAUGUGCUAAAUAGAGAACCAGGCCAGGUUACUGGGAAGAGGAGGAUUCCCAGGGGAGGCUGUGGCUCAGCUGAGUUGUGAAAGAUGAGGAGGAGUUAAACAGACGAGACGGGAGGAGGAAUAUGGAUCACACAGUGAUGCUUCACAUGAAAGGAGAAGCACGUGUGAAGGCACGAAGGCGAGGGCAUGUGUUGCCUGUUCUAGGAAUUGCAGAACCUCAGCCUCACUCCCCCGGCCCCUGAGCUUCCACACAUCCCGUUCCUUACGCUGUGAGCAACCUCCGACUAGACCUUUGAGUGGCUGGAUUUCCCAUCCUGCAGGCUUUCCCUGGCUGGGGCUCUACAGUGAUGUGUCCAAUGCUGCACAUGAUCCCUGGUCCUCUCUAUACCAUUUGCCAUUUUAUUUUCUUCAUGCCACUUUGCAAGGGUUUUCUGGCUUUUCUGGCAAGUAGAGUGUAAGCUCCAUCAGGGCAGGGCCCAAGGUGCUCUGGCUUCCUGCUCUGUAUCUAACACCUCGGACGGAACCUAGCAUAGGGCAGGUGCUGAAUGAACAGCGUUAGUUUACGUGGGUGGAUGCAUGGGAUGGGGAAAGAGAAGACCCGGGGGAAGUAAGCCUGGCAGGGUCCGCUGCCCAGAAGCCUUGCGUGCUGUGCUAAGAAGGUUGGGCUGUAUUCUAAAAGCACAUUUGGAACACAUCUGCCUCAAGGAUUUCAGAUGAGAGAGUCUCUUGCUUCAAAUGGUCUUGUCACAAGACCUAGUGUAUUCUGUGGGAAGAACACUGGGAAUUGAACUUAGGAGAUGGAGAUUCAAGCUCUAGACCUACUACUUCAAGUGUGUGGUCUUGCAUAGGUCUUUUACCUUUUCUGAUUGCCAGGCUCUACGUGGGCAAUCCACAGAUGAUACCUGUGGCCAGAGUUACUUUGAACCUCAGAUGAGAAGAUGACGCAGGAAUGUACCUUUCCAGCUAAAAUCCUGUGCCUGUUUGAUGUGCUUAUCACUGUGACACACUGUUGUGUGUGUGUGUGUGUGUGUUUAUUUAUUAUGAGAGAGAGAGAGAGAGAGAGAGAGAGAGAGAACACAAGCAGGGAGAUGCAGAGCAGAGGGAGAAGCCGGCUCCCCACGGAGCAGGGGGCCAGGACCCCGGAUCAUGACCUGAGCCAGAGGCUCAACCGACGGAGCCACCUAGGCGCUCCUUCUUUUGUGUUUUUUACCAAAUUUAACUUUGUGGCCCACCUAGUGAAGCAUACUAGAAAUCAUCUAACUUUAACUCUUCCUCUCAAGAAUAAUAAAAUAAUGGUAACAGUAAAAACAGCAGCAUUAAAUUAGAACGCCUUGGUGUCUUCAUCCACCAUCACACAGGUAAUUCCACUUGGAACCCAGAUACUCUAGGCCAGUCUGGCAUUCUGCAUCAACCAGUAGUACUUCUCUUCUUGGUUGAUUGCUAAAUUUUUAUCACUGGAGUCAGGAAUAAAAACUAAAAUAAUUAUAUAAGACUUCUAACAUAUACUUGGAAAAUAUAAGCUUCCCUUUUUCUUAUUUAAAAAAUAAUAUCCCCUCCUUUUGCCCCUUUAAUACCAUUAAGGAACCAUGCAAUGAUAAGCAAAAAUAAGAAAUCAAGAAUCACCAUCUGGGUCUAAUUGUGGAACUAGUUUGGGGAAGACAUAGUCAUUUUUCCUUGAUCUGAAAUGUAAAAAAUUGAUAUGCAUCCUAAGUAGCCUAAUUUAUUAGAGAUACUAUAAUAAAUUUAAGCUCAGUUUUUUUUUUUUUUUCAACUAAGUUAUUUUCCAUUCUGUACCGUAUCUUAGAAAGACUUCCAUGGAGUUGUUGCCACUUUUGGUAAAUUAUUCCAUUUUUGAAAAUUAUUUAUUUUAAGCUUCAAGCAGUGUCUUUUAAUUCUAGUCCAUGAACUGGGCAUGCAAAUUCAUCUUUUAUCCGUAUUAUGUACGAUUUUAAAGGUCAAGCUCAUUUUUUAAUUUAAGAGCAAUUUUACAGACUCUUAAAGUCAGUCAUAUACUGGGCAUUGUAACAGACAAAUUAGGGGUCAUUGAAAAUAGGAGGUAGUAGCAGAGAACUUUUAUUCGUACCCAUCGUUUGUCAGCACCUUGCUAGCUAUCUUAUUUACAUUCUCAUUGAAAGCUAGCAGCCUGACUGAAACACUGAAAAUAUAUUGAUUUACCGGAGUAGAAGAAAACCCCAUGCUGUGAUUCUUUUUGUUAUUAGGAACUUUAUGAGUAGAACAUUCUAAGAAAUUAUGCAUUUGCAAAGAAAUAAGUGGCAAUGGUGCAAGGAACAAACUGGCAUGAGGUGGCAAUGGUGCAAGGAACAAACUGGCAUGAGGAUUUACUCAAAAUAACACCUUUGGGUGUGAACUGUGGAAUGACGUUGGAGCUGUUCCGACGUCCUGAGCCGUCAAACGUGAGGGCCAGUAGGCAGGCUGUUAGGAAGCCUCGCGGAACCAGAGGGACUUUGUUGUUGCCAUGUGUUUAAUACUCAGAGAUAAUUCCAUGUUCAAAUUCGAUAGGUGGUAAGCAUUUUUGUAUAGAAAGGAAUCAAACUUAAAAUACGAAUUUGUGAAACUGCCCCUCCUACGUGACCCUUAACUGUAGGGCACUGUCACCACCACGGGGUUCCUGCAAGUAGCUCUCUUAGCACCUUUGUUUGGGUUUACAUGCAAGUUUUUGGAAUUGCCUUGAGUCCGCCACCCGGUUGGGGCUACAAAAGUAGUAACAAAACACUGUCGAGAGGAGUUCAGUUGUGGUGCUGCCUACGGUGCACCGAAUCUGCUCUC